AUGAGAGGAGAGAGCCAAGGUGAGAUGGCAUCUGUUCUGUAACAACUCGUUAUGUAAAAUAUACUUUCACCUCUUCUCAAUUGAAUAAGAUUCAAAUUCAAAAAUCCGCCACACAUCGAUAUCCUCUGCAAUACAGCCGUGACAGUGCAUCGAUAUUAAUAACCUAUCGAUAGCUUCAGCAAUGCAAACAGGGAAAUGGAGCAAUAUUUGGAAACAAUCAAAUUAAAAACUGAAUUCGAUGCAGAUGAGACGCAAAAAGAAACGGAAGAUAGCUGCAGUCUGGAGUUGGAGAUCAAGACGGAGCCGGACAUGGACAUGGACAUUGGGCCGACUUGUGUGGAAGAGCCCAAGAAGUUGUACGACAUCAGCCGGCUGCGAGUAUUUGGCGAUGUGCCGUUUGUUAUAAGGCGCAUGGAACUCAAGGACUUUCCGCUGAGCUAUACCAAGGCUGUGGGGAGCGUCGAGCAGCUGCUGGCAUGGCUGCGACGCAAUAAGGUGCCAAAUGGAAUUGGGAUUGGCUUUCGCAUUGCCCAACAUAUGCCGUCCUCGUGCAUUCUGAUACUGGCGAUCCUCAACCACAAAUGCCAUUUCUUUGCCACGGACAAAAUGAUGCUGUCGAAGGCUCUGCACAGUCAAAUGUGCAGCGCCGGUGUGGACUAUCUGGUGGUCAGCGGGCACAUGUCCGUCGGAGCUGUAUAUUUCGAGCGGAUCGACACCUGUUUGGUCUACAACGAGGAAUACAAGCUGUUCAAGCUGAAGCGCACUCCAAGCGAUCCUCCAGCGCAGGCGCAGAAGCCUCUGCCGGCCAAUAUGUGCUACACAAUCACGACAACUGGCACGACGGGAACUCCCAAGCUGAUUCACGUGCCCUACGAAUGUAUUGCUCCUAAUGUAGUGGCGCUCAGCCAGAAGCUGAACGUCUCCAUGGCCGACAUUAUCUACCUGGGCACGCCCUGCACAUUCGAUCCCUUUGUUGUGGAGCUGUUUCUGGCACUGCAAACAGGAGCCGCCCUGCUGGUCAGCCACCACACGAUGAGGGAAGCGCCAUCAAAGGUUCUGAGUGCGCUCUUCCCCACCAAUGUGACCACGACGGGCAUUACCAUACUGCAGAUGACGCCCUCGCUGUUCAGGCAAUUCGGAGCGGCUGCAAUACGCGAGCGCAUCUUGAGCAAUUCCAGUACAUUAAGGGUGCUUCUUCUUGGUGGCGAACCGUUUCCGUCUAGUGCAGAGCUGAUCACGUGGAUGGAGCCGCGUGUCCUGCUGCAGAAACACAUUUGCAACAUCUACGGCAUCACAGAGGUGUCGUGUUGGAGUCUGCUGCACAUUUUACAUUCCCUGCAAACGCAAAUGCCACUGGGCACGCCCAUCGAUGAUGAGACGGUGGUGCGGAUUCAAUACCAGAGCGAUCGCAACAUGCAGCACGGAGAGCUCUUCCUAGGCAGCGCUACUCGGCGUUGCUAUAUACCGGAAAUCGAUGAUGUGGAGGUGGUGAGAGAGGAGGACUCUGCCAUUUGCUUUCGAUCCACUGGAGAUCUGGUGGUGCGCUUGGAGGAUGGAACCAUAUGCUAUGGCGAGCGCGCCAAUGAUGUGGUCAAGCGAGCCGGCAAUCGCAUUAGUUUGGGCCUAAUCACUCGUAAGAUUGAGAAAUGUCUGCCCAGCGGGGAGCUGGCGACUUGCUUGUGGCUCGAGGAACUCCAGAAGCUCAUCUGCUGCAUACGCACGUUGGAGCUUAAGACCAAGGUGCAGCAGCGGGCCCAGACUUUCGAUAUACUGUCCAAAUUAUUGAAUGCGGAGCAGCCGGACAGAUUUGUCUAUCUACAGCACUUCCCCUGCAAUGUUCAUGGCAAACUGGACAAGGAACUGCUGCUCAAGGAGUGCAUACCGCUGGCUCAGCCUGCCCAGGAAAUACUAAAGAGUUUCCUGCACGACCGACUGGAAUGUGUGGACGUAUCGAAUGAAAGAAUGGCCAAGAAGCAACGGCUGGAGUGCGGCCUCCAGCCCUGUGGCUAUGAGCUGAGCUUUCGCCAGGCGGGUGGCACCUCGUUUCAUGCCAUAACGAUUUGUCGAGAGAUUGGCCUGCAAAUGUGCAUCGAUGAUGAGCAGCGACACGUGUUCGAGAUGCUGCUCGACGAGAAUGUUCCACUGCGCACCGUUCUGCGCUUCCUCGAUACGGCCAAGCUGGUGGCAAAUAAUACCAAACUGAAGCCGUUGGAGCCGCUGGCAAACUGCACCAGUGGCAGCGGCGGCACCUGUGGUCUGACCAUCACCCGCAUCGAGCAGCCAGAGAUCAAGUUCCAGUUACAUUGGAAGGUCAACUUCAGCAAGUGCAUCGAUUCGCCGGUGUCGCAGUACGAGGGACGCUACAUUUGCGUGGGCGCACAUUCCCAUAUUUUGCGGACACUGGAUCCACAAACGGGCAUCGAGCAGAGCAGCGUAAAGCUGCCGGAUCGGAUUGAGUGCAAAGUGACGUUCCUCAGUGAGCAGCUGGCCAUGGUGGGCUGCUAUGAUGGUUGCCUCUACGGCUUCAAUCACCUCACUGGUGAUAUUGUGUGGCGCGUGGAGAUUGGCGGCAUGAUCAAGGCCCAGCCAUUGCUGACGGCCGACGGCUCCCGAAUUGUGGUAUGCAGCUAUGCCGAGGACUACAAUGUGUUUUGCCUGUCCGCCGAACGGCAGGAAGUGCUCUGGUGCAUGAAGAUUGGCGAAAAAGCAAUAUUCGCGAGCCCCCUGGAGCUGCCCAAUGAACAGUCGCUGGUCAUCUGCACCCUGGAUGGUGGCUAUACGCGGAUCGCUCUCACCGAUGGAUCCGUUGAAUGGGCGCAAAAGUGCAAGGAGCCAUUAUUCGCCACUCCUGUCCUGCUGGACUCGAAGCCCAGCCUUUUUCUGUGCGCCGAGGUGGCCGGACGUGUGCAUGCCUGUCACGUGGGCAACGGCAAGAUUAUGGCUACAUACACGGCAGAGGGCAAUAUCUUCUCCUCGCUGGUCGUCAAGACGCCACCCACACAAAUGGGAUAUUCGUUUGUGGUCUUUGGCUGCAUCGAUCGUCAUGUGUAUUGCCUGCGAUGCAACACAGAACGGGUGCGACAACCGGUGUACUUCGAACUGCAAUGGAAGGUCGAUAUGGGAGCUCCUGUAUAUGCCACGCCCACACUACUCACGAUCCAGCUCAUCGGUCAUCUGGUUUGGAGCUGCGCCACCGACGGCCGCGUCGUUUUGAUGAAUUUUCACAACGGCCAGAUUCAGUGGUCGGCCAAGCUGCCUGGCGAAAUAUUUUCCACUUCCUGCUAUAUAGAGAGCCUCCGGCGAGUCUACGUGGGAUGUAGAGAUAAUUAUCUAUACUGCCUGGGCGUCUAAACGCGCGAAUACAGAUGCCACAACAUUGUAAAUUGUGAAAUGAAAUUAGAUUCUAUACAGGAAUAAGGAUAAAAUUAAGGAUUAAUCGUGAAUAGAAUAAGGGUAGGUCUGGUCGUAAACGUCCAGGAUAAUCCACCAUUGUGCCAAUUUGACAAGAAAUUAUACAGAAUUUAUUAAAUUUAUAAUA
This is a messenger RNA of Drosophila obscura, 3538 nucleotides long. RefSeq names its product beta-alanine-activating enzyme (gene Aasdh). NCBI's taxonomy places the organism in Eukaryota, Metazoa, Arthropoda, Insecta, Diptera, Drosophilidae. The record is from RefSeq and is a predicted model, not a curated record. Gene Ontology annotation, biological process: amino acid activation for nonribosomal peptide biosynthetic process. The coding region runs from base 196 to 3351 and encodes 1051 amino acids. Gene Ontology annotation, molecular function: protein binding. The transcript has 7 exons.